AUGGUUUUACCUGAACUCAGUCGUCUAGAGUAUAAGCUGGAAGACCUGGUGGACCAGGCACGGAUGUCUGUGGACGAACGCAACCGGACGCUGCGGCUAGAUAUCAAACCCAUUCCAUCUUCAGAGCGCGACUUAGAAAAGACACUGACUGCAACAGUCGAAUCUAUUGCGGAGCUGCGCGAUGUGGUGCUGGACAAUAACAAACCUGCAGACUCCAAGAGACGAAACGAGUUACUAGAACGUUUCACAGCAAACUACAAUGAGAUUUUACAGCAGUACAAACACGAUCCUAAUUUAAAAACUAGUUUUAAAGAGUUAACUCUAGAACGGCCACAAGCCAAACCAAAACAUGUCCGAUUUCGAGACAACCUUGUGGACAUUAAAAACUAUAACCCUGCGCAUUCUUCAUCAGCUGCUGGUUCUGCUGAGCCCGCAGCAACAACCGCUGGCGCUUCAGCUUCUGAUAAUAGUAAUGGAGGCUCUCAAGGGGUAAGAUCCAUGCUUUUUAGCCAGCAACCAUAUAGUGAUGACCCAAGCACACAGUCGUACCAUGAUAGUGAUGACAGUGAUGACAGUGAUGGAAGUGGUCCACUGCUGCCACGCGUUGACACAAACAACCACCAACACUUGCGACAACAGCAGCUAGUGCUCGAUGAACAAGACCAACACUUGGACAGAUUAGCAGCAAGUGUAUCGCGCCAACACAUGCUGAGUCUCCACAUUGGAGAUGAGCUAGAAACCCACUUAGAUCUGCUUGACGAGGUUCAUGAGUUUGCAGAUCGCUCUCACAACCGUCUGGCCACGGCAAAGAAGCGUCUCACAAAGUUCUCUAAAAAGGCACGCGAAAAUGGUUCCAUCCUAACCAUUGCAAUUCUAUUUAUAAUAUUCAUAAUCCUGCUCAUUGUUUUAAAAUGA
This is a messenger RNA of Magnusiomyces paraingens, 915 nucleotides long. RefSeq lists its product as uncharacterized. Gene Ontology annotation, cellular component: SNARE complex; endomembrane system. Gene Ontology annotation, biological process: vesicle fusion; intracellular protein transport. The transcript has 3 exons. Lineage: Eukaryota; Fungi; Ascomycota; Dipodascomycetes; Dipodascales; Dipodascaceae. The record is from RefSeq and is a predicted model, not a curated record. The coding region runs from base 1 to 915 and encodes 304 amino acids. Gene Ontology annotation, molecular function: SNARE binding; SNAP receptor activity.